AUGUCUACAGUUGAGAACAUGAGAAACUUUGUCAACGAGCGACUAACUGCUGCUGCCGAAGAGAUAUUCAGAGUUUUUGAAAAAGCUAUUGUUGAGUACGAAGAAGAGGUCGACCGUCAGCGCAGACUGCUGGACAUCGUUUGGAAACCUGUAAUAAAGUUACACAGGACAGAACUCCCACAGCAACAUGUAUGUAAGGAGGAGGAGGGAAAAGAGGAAGAGGAGCAGCAGCUCUGUGUCGAGGAGAGGAGCCCCAGUCUGGACCAAGAGGACCCAGCGCCUCCACAGGUUAAAGAGGAACAGGAGGAACUCUGCACCGGUCAGGAGGGAGAGCAGCUUGAGCUGAAGCAGGAGACUGAGACCUUCAUGUUGACUCCUACUCAUGAGGAGACGGACCACAGUGAACCAGAACCAACAGUUGACCACCAGCUCCUCUCUUGCAUAUCUCAUGUCGUUGAAAGCCCAGAUCAGACUGAAAGCAGAGGUGAAAGGCCUCAUUCAUAUAGGUCUUUAAAAUGUGACACAUGUGGAAAAUCAAUGUCUAGAGUUGAGAACAUGAGAAAGUUUGUCAACGAGCGACUGACUGCUGCUGCCGAGGAAAUAUUCGGAGUUUUUGAAAAAGCGAUUGUUGAGUACGAAGAAGAGAUCGACCGCCAGCGCAGACUGCUGGACAUCGUUUGGAAACCUGAACUAAAGUUACAAAGGACAGAGCAACAUGUCUCUCUGGAGGAGGACGACGAUGAGGUGGAGGAGGUUCUCUGUGAGCAGCAGCAUCUCUGUAAUCAGCAGAAGAGCUCAAGUCUGGACCAAGAGGACCCAGAGCCUCCACAGAUUAAAGAGGAACAGGAGGAACUCUGCACCAGUCAGGAGGAAGAGCAGCUUGAGCUGAAGCAGGAGACUGAGACCUUCAUGUUGACUCCUAAUUGUGAGGAAAUACUUUGCCAGAGGAACAGACCCACUAAGAGUCAGUCCAACCCGAGCAUUUCAAAGAUUGACAGCAAUACUCACACGGAUAAAAAAAAAGUAAAAUGUGUCAUGUGUGGGAAGGCUUUUCAGUAUCAGUCCUUUUUGCAGAGACACCUGUUAAUACACACGGGGGAAAAGCUGUUUACUUGCGACACGUGUGGGAAAAGAUUCAGUCGGCUUUCAUCGCUGACUGAUCAUAAGACAAUCCACACAGGUGAGAAGCCGUAUUUAUGCCAAACAUGCGGAAAAGCUUUCAGACUUGAUUGUAGAUUAAGAGCUCACAUGAUGACCCACAAGGCUGAAAGGCUGUAUUCUUGCAACGUAUGUGGAAAAAGAUUCUGUUGGCCAUCACGAUUGAAGGCCCACAUGAGAAUCCAUGCAGCGGACGAGCCGUUGGAUCCGUUCAAGAUGAACCCUGGAAAGUGCUUCAGAGUUGAGAACAUGAGAAACUUUGUCAACGAGCGACUGACUGCUGCUGCCGAAGAGUUAUUCAGAGUUUUUGAAAAAGCUAUUGUUGAGUACGAAGAAGAGGUCGACCGUCAGCGCAGACUGCUGGACAUCGUUUGGAAACCUGUAAUAAAGUUACACAGGACAGAACUCUCACAGCAACAUGUAUGUAAGGAGGAGGAGGGAAAAGAGGAAGAGGAGCAGCAGCUCUGUGUCGAGGAGAGGAGCCCCAGUCUGGACCAAGAGGACCCAGCACCUCCACAGAGAGUUGAGAACAUGAGAAAGUUUGUCAACGAGCGACUGACUGCUGCUGCCGAGGAAAUAUUCGGAGUUUUUGAAAAAGCGAUUGUUGAGUACGAAGAAGAGAUCGACCGCCAGCGCAGACUGCUGGACAUCGUUUGGAAACCUGAACUAAAGUUACAAAGGACAGAGCAACAUGUCUCUCUGGAGGAGGACGACGAUGAGGUGGAGGAGGUUCUUUGUGAGCAGCAGCAUCUCUGUAUUCAGCAGAAGAGCUCAAGUCUGGACCAAGAGGACCCAGAGCCUCCACAGAUUAAAGAGGAACAGGAGGAACUCUGCACCAGUCAGGAGGGAGAGCAGCUUGAGCUGAAGCAGGAGACUGAGGCCUUCAUGUUGACUCCUACUCAUGAGGAAAGGGACCACAGUGAGCCAGAACCAACAGUUGACCACCAGCUCCUCUCUUACUUCUCUCAUGUAGCUGAGAUCCCAGAUCAGAUAGGAAGCGAGCAUGAACACUUAGAAUCAACCAGAAAUGUAGAGCAAAAUCCAAAGAAUCAACAUCAGCAAAGCAGAAAUUGUUUUAACAACGUACAUGAACCUGAAACGUCAAUUGUCGAGAAUACUCACACGGGUAAAAAUACUGUCCAAUGUGUCUUGUGUUACAAAACGUUUCAGUACAAGUCACGUUUGAUGAAACAUAUGAUAGUACACACAGGUGAAAGGCCUCGUUUACAAAGGUCUAUAAAAUGUGACAUUUGUGGAAAAGCUUUUAUCUACAAGUCAUGCUUACUCAUGCACAUGAGAACUCACUCGGGUGAGAAACCGUAUUCUUGCAACAUCUGCGGUAAAAGAUUCAGUCAGAAAUCUUCACUGAAUUCCCAUUUACGAAUUCAUACGGGUGAGAAACGAUAUUCUUGCCAAACAUGUGGGAAAGGUUUCGCUCGGCUAUCAAUAUUGAAAUCUCAUAUGACACUCCACACGGGUGAAAAGCCACUUACUUGCCUCUUAUGUGGUAAUACGUUCAGAAUUAGGCGUGACCUCUCAGUCCACAUGAGCAGAGACCACAGUGUCAAUGAAUUUGACUCAUCACUGCGCUGAAGAAAAGAAACAACAACCUGAGGAUCAAUAUCCACAGGAGAAACAAUCGGGCUACAUCUCUGACAGUGUAACACGUUUUAAAUAAUUUUAAGAUGACAAUAUCUUUCUAUCCCUUUAUUGAACUAUAUUACUGGAAUUUCUGUUUGCAAACAUCAUAAUUUACCAAAUGAAGGAGAAGUGUGUUUAUUGGCUUCUUGAACUUUGUUGCAAGAAUGUAUUAUAUGAGUUCAUUGUUAACUCUAAUGUUGAGCCUCAAUUUAUUUGUUGAUUUUCUUUUAAAAUUGGCUCAACUUCAUACAAGUUUUUUUUUUUUAGGAGACUAGAGAUGAUACACACAUUGUUGAUGAUGUGCUACAUGGGGUUCUACUGUUAUUUAAUCUUGUGUGUAUUAUAACAUUAAAGAUGAGUUUGUGAUGAUUUGAGAAUACCA
Molecule: messenger RNA, 3181 nt
Organism: Pseudoliparis swirei
Lineage: Eukaryota; Metazoa; Chordata; Actinopteri; Perciformes; Liparidae
Product: zinc finger protein 184-like
Exons: 9
Coding region: 1-2751 (916 amino acids)
Source: RefSeq, a predicted model, not a curated record